AUUUUGUGUAUUCUUUUCAUAGAAUAAAUUUAUAAACAAUGCAAAGUUCAUCUUCAAGAGUGCUCUUAUUGCGUCGUACCUCUUGUCUAUCCUUGACUUCAUUGUCUGGUGCGCGGGGUAAAACCAGAUGUGAGGGAAAACAAAGUCACUUAUAUCAAAGAGCUCAAAAUAGAAAGUUCACUAGGUAUGCAUCAGUCAGGAUCAUUUUACCACACCGUUCCAUAAGAUGUAUCCACAGUUCCAGCUAUACUCUAGAGAAAAGUGGUAGUCUGCCUCCUUCAGAUGGUAGUUCCAAUGGCGAUGGUGGAAAAUCUAGUGGUGGUGGUGGAGGAGGAAAGGGAAAUCAAUUGUGUUGCCCUAAGUGUGGAGAGCCGUGCACUCAUGUCGAAACAUUUGUCUCUUCGACGAGAUUUGUAAAGUGUGAAAAAUGCCAUCAUUUUUUUGUGGUACUUUCAGAACUUGAUUCUAAACGAUCUAUGUUCUCUGAAAAAGGACAUCAAGAUGCAGAAUCAAGUAAUCAAUCAAUAUCUCCAAAAGCUCCUCCCCCUCCCAGAAAGAUUUAUGGAUAUUUAUCGAAAUACGUUGUCGGUCAGGAAGUUGCAAAAAAAGUUUUAUCUGUUGCUGUAUAUAACCAUUACAAACGCUUAAAUGUUAACCUGCCACAAGAUGAAGGAGCAGCUGUAGAAAAAGAUGUUGUGCAACCACCAAGUGGCAAUAACGUGAAAGUGAAAUCAGCAAAGGAUUUUUUGCAGCUACACACCAGUAUGCAUCCGCUUGGCGCUGGUUCGGUAAAUUCAAAUGACAAGCAGAAGGAAUCUAAUGAUGUUCCCCGUGGAAGCGAGUUUUUGGAUUCGCCUUCUGAAUCUAUGAAAAUUGACAAAAGCAACAUUUUACUUCUUGGUCCCACAGGGUCUGGUAAAACAUUAUUGGCACAAACUAUUGCAAGAUGUCUUGAUGUACCAUUUGCAAUAUGCGAUUGUACCUCACUUACCCAAGCUGGGUAUGUUGGUGAAGAUAUCGAGUCUGUGAUUACAAAAUUAUUGCAAGAUGCGAAUUACAAUGUUGAUAGAGCACAGCAAGGUAUUGUAUUCUUGGAUGAGGUUGAUAAAAUUAGUUGUGUCACCGGCUUCCAUCAAGUGCGUGAUGUAGGUGGCGAGGGUGUCCAACAGGGACUGUUGAAAAUAUUAGAAGGCACUGUUGUUAAUGUUCCUGAGCGCACAUCACGAAAAAUGAGAGGUGAAAGUGUGCCAGUGGAUACAUCAAAUAUUCUUUUUGUUGCUUCCGGUGCAUUUAAUGGUUUGGACAACAUUGUAAGGAAGAGACGACAGGACAAGGUACUCGGAUUUGGACCACCGAAGAGUAAGGAAUUGCGUAAUGUUCAAUACGACUUGAAAGAAAUGACUAAGGCAGAGUCCCACGACGAUUUGCUUGAAAAAGACGAACUUUUGUCCAAGAUUGAAGCACAAGAUCUUAUUGAAUUUGGAAUGAUUCCUGAGUUUGUUGGACGUUUGCCUGUUUUAGUAUCCAUCAAUUCUUUAAGUGAAGAGUCGCUGAUUCGCAUCUUAACAGAACCAAGAAAUGCUCUUAUACCACAAUAUCAACACUUAUUCAAGAUGGACAAUGUUGACUUGCAGUUUUCACAAGAAGCAUUAAAAAUGAUAGCUAAAGUAGCAAAAGAACGUAGAACUGGAGCCCGUGGACUCAAAGCUAUAAUGGAAAAAAUCUUACUUGAACCCAUGUUUGAUGUUCCUGGAUCCGACGUAACGGCUGUUUACAUCAGCGAAGAUGUUGUGACUGGCAAAAAGAAAGCGGAAUAUGUGACUGGUCCGAUCGAAACUACUGUUAGCCCUGCUGACGAAGAGGACAACAACAGUGAGGACGUCAAUGUGACAAGUUCAAGCUACUGAACAUUUUUGUUUAAAUAUACAAUAUACCUAAACUAUAGUAGUAGAAAUAUUUAUACCUCGGUUUUGUGUUCUAUAAUGUUUAGAUUUUCAUGCAAAGUGUAAUACAAAUGAGUUCAUUGGAAGUGUGUUGCUGAUAAUACAAACGUUGACACUUCUGUGGAGUUUAAACAGACAUUAAAAUAGGCCAGGGAAAAAGCUGCAUCUAGUUUGACACGAAAGCAUUGCAUGGGUAAAAUAGCAUGCUGUAAAUUUAGAUUUGUUGAUACACUUGCAAUCAAUUUUCGCCGUUAACUAAGUCAUGCUUAAAGAGUGAGUUUUGGUGAUUUUCGAUUGUUUUCUUUUUUUUAAAAUAAAUUCCAGGUGAAACAAUAGAAAUUUGAAAGUUAGACCUUCACUUUAAGUGAAACUUGUGAUUCUGCCAUUGUUUUUAGCUAGGCUGAAAUAAAAUUAGUUCAAAGGCUAGCCACGAAUUUUCUUUUUAAACAACGACAGAAGGUGUUAGCUAUGAAAUACGUGAACAAUUUUCUUUGGGUACAAAAUAGAUUGGUCAACUCGCCUGCUGGAUUAGGUUCCAGUACCAAAUCAAAGGGUGAAAAUUUUCGUUGUAAAUAUUUUGUGGGAAACCCUUGUCAGGCCUCUAGCAAAAUCCCCCAAAUUGUAUAAAAUUAAAAAUAGCACAACUUAACAUAAAUUCUGGGGAAAGUUUUUAGGAGAACUAAUCAAUUAAAAAUUAGUGAAGACCUAGCGUAAUUUUUUUAAUACUUUUUUUCGAUUGAUAACAAGGAGAGAGAUUCUAUUAGGAGAGAGCAUCUUAUUAUUUAGGCAUUAUUUUACCUCGAGAAUUAAAAAAUAUAUAAUCUCUUUAAUAAUAGCCGCCAGUCUGUUUGUAAGCGAGAAAAAAGUCGUGUUAUGGAAACCCGAAAUGCUAUAUAUAAAGGACGGACGAACCCGUGGAUUUAUCAACGGGUCCACCAACUAAUAAUGUUACAGUUUGUAAAUUGUAUUAUUUUUAUGAUUAUUUGUGUGUAUUAUUUGCAUCUGUGAGCCUCAAUAAUAUUGAGUAUGUGUUUCAUUAUAUAGUUUACAUUCAUAAGUAGUUGGUGUUGUUGCGAUAUUGCUUUUGCAGUAUUAAAAUUCGUCCUUUUGUAAAAAUAUUUUCUUUUUCAAAUGUUCCGACGGUAUUAUAAAAUAACGAAAGAUUGUGUUUAGUUUUCGAUUCUUUGUAUUUUAUUAAAGCAUGUAUUUUACAGCUUUGCUGAUGUGAAUAAUUUUUCAUUAUUUCAUAUUGUAUGUGCAUUAA
Molecule: messenger RNA, 3207 nt
Organism: Hydractinia symbiolongicarpus
Lineage: Eukaryota; Metazoa; Cnidaria; Hydrozoa; Anthoathecata; Hydractiniidae
Product: ATP-dependent Clp protease ATP-binding subunit clpX-like, mitochondrial
Exons: 10
Coding region: 39-1907 (622 amino acids)
Biological process (GO): proteolysis; protein catabolic process; protein folding
Cellular component (GO): mitochondrial matrix
Molecular function (GO): zinc ion binding; ATP hydrolysis activity; ATP binding
Source: RefSeq, a predicted model, not a curated record